Messenger RNA from Neolamprologus brichardi, 2091 nucleotides. The record is from RefSeq and is a predicted model, not a curated record. Lineage: Eukaryota; Metazoa; Chordata; Actinopteri; Cichliformes; Cichlidae.
AAUAAAUGUCAUAGAGUGUUCUCUAUAAGACAGCAUAAGGAGGUGUUUUAGUUUUCUUGUUCCUCUUCUCCUCAUUGAAAGUACCUAGAAUAUCCAUGUCCCUAAGUUAAUCAAUUAAGGGAUCUAUUACAAAAGUUGGCGAGCCAGGCCAGGAGGAGUAGAUGGAAAAUUAGUUGAAAACACUUCCAUUUAGCUGAUUUUUGUUAGUCUUUGUUUAACAUUUCACAGCUGUUGGUUAUUGAGUGUUACCGUUUUUCACAAUGUAUGCAGAACAGGAAUAUGGUACUGAUAUGAAGAAGUGUGUAUACAUUGAAGGAAUUACAGCAGCAACUACUGAUGAUCAAAUUACUGAAUUUUGUAUGCAAUUUGGCUGUGUUGAUAAAGUUCUUAGAGUAAGACAGACAGGGCAAGGUACUGGUGUUAAAGCCCUGGUGGAGUUUGAAUCUGAAGAAACUGUCAUAAAGUUGGCUUCCACCCUCCCUCUGUACCAUCCCAGCGUUUCGAACCCAGACAUUAUGUGGCGUGUAGAUGGUGCCAGUAAAACUGCUCAGUCUUCAAAGACAAUGUCACCCACACUUUUCCCACGCCAACAAAGUGACAGUUCUCGCUCAGAAAAUGAACCAGAUUCUGAUAAUAGUUGGACACCCCUGCUACGUAGACAGACUGCAAAGAAUAAAGAGAUUGAAGAGGUUGUAGCUGAAACCACUUCUAAAGUAAAAGGACAGAGAACGGUCUCCAAGCCAACUCACCCUGUCUCUCAACUAACAUUAGACAGUGAUGUGUACAACCCUCCUGAAGUCCAAAAGAUAAUCGUGGAGCAUGUCAUCAAAAGCGAUGCCCCUCCCACUCCAAGUCAAGGCUCUAAAGGUCUUCGCCCAUUUUCAGGAAGAGUUCCUAAACCCCAAAAUGAAGUAGAUUUUGAGACGUGGUCACUUCAUGUGGAACUCAUGAUUCAAGAUAAUCUUCCACUUGAUGUACAACGCCGUAAGAUUCUUGAGAGCUUACUCCCCCCAGCUUCUGACUUGGUGAGGCAGCUUGGCCCACAUGCGGCUCCUCGUGAAUAUGUCAAGCUUCUUGGCUCAGCUUAUGGAUUAGUUGAGGAUGGGGAGGAAAUUUUCGCAAGGUUUCUGAAUACCCACCAGAACACAGGGGAAAAGGCAUCUGAGUAUCUUCAGCGGUUGCAGGUGUUGCUCACCACAGCUGCACAGAGGGGUGGUGUGAGGAGUUCAGAGACUGGGAAACACUUGCUGAGACAGUUUCGCCACGGCUGCUGGGAUCAGUCCCUCAUCUUAGCAUUGCAGUCUGAACUGAAUUCAGAUACAGCUCCUGAUUUCUCUGAUUUUCUUCUACAGUUACGGACUGAAGAAGAUAGAAGGGCUGCAAAAUUUGAUCGAAUGAACCGUCAUUUAGGGAGUGCAAAAGCUAAAUCAUCCGUACACAUGCAGCUGGUCCCAGACAUGUCUUCCACGCAUGAUGAGAAUACCAGUGUACUUCAAACAUACAUCACUGAAACAGAGGAUUUGAGGAGGCAGGUAACUGAGUUAAAAAUGCAACUUAACAAAAAGAAAGAGCAAAGGAAACAAAAACAUGCUGAAAAGAGAAAUCCCACCCUAAAUGCCUCCGCUAGUAUAACUCCAGUUGCAGUACAAGCCCAACAAAUGGCACCUAAACCCAGACCAAAACCUUGGUUCUGUUUCAAGUGUGGUAAUGAUGGACAUAUAACCAGAGAGUGUGAAGGUCCUCCAAAUAAGAUCUUGGUUGAUCAGAAAUACAAGGAGUUGAGAGAGAGGCAAAGAGAGUGGGAAGCCAAAUAUGGUCAUUUAAACUGGACCGGGUCGCAGUGGAGGGACUGACUGCACCCAAGAAUGAGCGAGGAUGUCCCAUAAGAUUUCAGGACAAAGAAAAAGUCACAUGUGAAAGCCAUUCCCAAGCCCAAUUACUCUUUGACUGUCUUCCAAAAAGGCUUAUUGGCCCAAAGUGUACUGCAGCAGUCUCCAUUGAAGGGAGUCAGUGUAACAGUCUACUUGAUUCAGGUUCCCAAGUAACCACAGUAUCAAAGUCAUUUUAUGACAGGAACCUUUCCAGUCAGAA